UUUAUCCGGCGCUUUUUUCUUCACGGUGGUCUGAAGGACUGGGAGACACGACCGAAGUCCACUUCUGCCGCACAACUCGCACCGCGCACACGCUUCCAACAUGAGUGAGCUGGCAUCCAAUAACUCGGACAACAGCAGCCAGACGACUGCAGCUGACAACAAAGAAAAGGCAUCAGGAGCAAAGCCUCAGGAACAAGAGGAGGAGGUCGACAUCGACUUGGAGGCACCGGAGACAGAGAAGGCAGCACUCGCCAUCCAGAACCAGUUCAGGCGUUUCCAGAAAAAAAAGAAGUAGACUGACUGAUUCAAACAAAAACAAAAAAAAA
Poecilia latipinna (sailfin molly) is the source of this 326-nucleotide messenger RNA. RefSeq names its product Purkinje cell protein 4 like 1 (gene pcp4l1). The transcript is spliced from 3 exons. The coding region runs from base 101 to 295 and encodes 64 amino acids. The record is from RefSeq and is a predicted model, not a curated record. NCBI's taxonomy places the organism in Eukaryota, Metazoa, Chordata, Actinopteri, Cyprinodontiformes, Poeciliidae.